GGACUCCACUUCCGCUAUUCUAGUUUGUUUUGGUCCUGGGCUGUCACAUUGAUCGUUGAGUCGACAAAGUCUGCUUUUGACAAUUUUCAUUAUUUUGCUAAGAUACGGGCUGGUUGCCUAAAAUGUCAAUUUCAACUGAGGAUUGGGAUCCAAUCUCUCAAAGAGGUGACAAAGAAGAAACGCCGAGUCCACAAUGUUCAUACCGUAUCAAGAGAGAUUUAAUGUCAUUAUGCAAUGAUCCACCGUAUGGGCUAUUUGUAGUGCCUGAUGAUGCUGAUAUCACCAUUGUUCAUGCUCUAAUCACCGGAGCUUUUGAUACACCAUAUGAAGGCGGUUUUUUCUAUUUCAUUUUAAGAUGCCCUCCAGAUUACCCCUUACGUCCUCCUAAAGUGAGAUUUAUGUCAACUGGAGGAGGUGAAGUGAGAUUUAACCCAAAUCUUUAUAAGAAUGGGAAAGUUUGCCUUAGUAUACUAGGAACAUGGUCAGGACCUUGUUGGAGCCCGGCUCAAAGCAUAUGCAGCGUUCUCAUCUCCAUCCAAAGUAUUUUAAAUGAAAAACCAUACCAUAAUGAACCUGGAUAUGAAGUGGAGAAACUGCCUGGAGAUGUUGAAAAGUAUAAUGAAAUUAUUCAGCAUGAAACAAUCCGUGUUGCUGUUUGUGGCAUGAUUGAAAAUGACUUUGGUCUGACAAUACCUCCAAUGCUUAUCAACAUAAUGCAAAAGACCUUCUUGGAGUAUUAUGAGUAUUAUGAAGGUGUUGCUCAGAAGAAUAUUAGUAUGACUGGACAUGCUAUGCAGGACCCCUUUUCUGAAAAACGAGGAUGGUUUCAGUACAAGACAAUUCUUAAUCGCUUAGAAGCUAUUCGAGCCAAAUUGUUGUCUGAUCCAAAAACUAGUAUUUCAACAACUGGAUCUCCAACUAGUGAAGCAUCUAGCCCAUCAGACACAGAUUUGGAUGAAGAUUCGAGUAAUGGCUCCAAUAUUGGUAAACCUGAACCAAAUGAUCCAAUAGACAAAGCUGAAAAAUCAGAUAAGGAGAAUGAACUUGUUGACAACACUUCUGGAAGUUCUACUCCCUCAAAAUCAGAAACUAAUCAAGAUGUAUCAUCAAAGAGCAAGGAAACUGAGAAAGAAUUUCAACUGGACUGUAAGAAUGAAGUUGAAAAUAAGGAAGAUGUUAAGGAAAGUGAUUAAAAUAUCUGGUAUAUAAUUUUGUGUAUGUGAUACAAUCUUAUUGCACUAAAAAUUGCAAGGACUUAAUGUCUGUGUUACCUGAUUGUAGUUAAAGCUAAACCUCCACUUUGAUGAAACUUGUGUUAAUUAAGUGUUGUAUCUAAAUGUGGUUAUGUUUGACAUUUUAAGUAUAUUCUGUUAUAUUAAGGUGAGAUAUUUCAUGUCUUCUGGCAUGUGUAGUUCUGUUACAUGUUGCUUUAUAAUAUGUAUAUUUAUAAAUAACUAUGUACAUUCACCACUGCAAGUAUGGUGCAAAAUUACAUGUACCUGAUUGGUUGCUUUCAUCAUAAACUUUUUUGUUUUACCUCAUCCCUAUGAGGAUAGUUUAUUACAUGUUUAUGUGGAAGUGCGGAUGGGCUGUGAUACUAACACAUAAGCCUUCUAACGAAAUGUUGAUUGUUCAUUAUUUAUGUUUGCACCAUGUUUUAUGUUUUAGAUAUUGGAGGUGAGGCUGCCUUAUUUUAAGUUACCACUGUGAAACAUAUUGAUUGCAGUUUUAUGUUCUCUCACUUUGCUUUAGAAACAAUACCAUUCCUUCUGGAAAAUGCCCUACCAUAGCAGCAUUCUUUGGUUUAGAAGUUGUUUUGUUUGGCAAUGUCUAUGUACUUUGGAAGUAUUCUGUCAUACUUCAUAUAGUUUGCUAAUAACUCUACAUUCCAGUGGUAAAGAUUCUGUAGAAAUAUUUAUAUCUUAUGUUGACAGUAGCUCAACCAUAUCAGUCCCGAAAGUAUUCCUAUCAGGUGUGAUGAUAGCUCCUCCACAUAUCUAUGUAGUUUUCCAGGUCAUUUGGUUUUUGGUUUCAUGUGGAGCUGCAUGAUAGCUACUCUGAGCUGUGUGCCUUGUUUAUUUGUUACUUUAGCUUGAACCAUACAUUUAAUAUUUUCCAUCUCUGUUGUUUCUCUCUCUUCUUAAUAGAUUUAGAAUGUUAGGUCACCUUCAACAAUCGUCAAAGUAGUGUAUAAGUGAAAACAGUACAGUACUUUAGGAUUAUAUGUGAAUCUGAUUUCUCAUCUAUUGUUGUAUUUUAUUCAUGACAUUUUUUUGAUGGACAGCAGAUAAACUGAGUCCACCAAUUUGAUUUGGUUUUUUUUUCAGUUCCACACAGUAGCUUUAAAGUCAUAGAAUGGUUGUUACAACUGUACAUUAAUUGUGAUGUGACAAUUUGCCUUCUGACAUGCACAUCAUGUCUGUUAUUGUUUGUUUGAUGUUUUCUUAUACCUCUCUGUGUCAUCAUACCAUAAUUCUGUUUCUAUUUCAAAUGGUGUUAGGACUCAUAAUUUUUAAUUAGGCUUCUCUGAGAUAUGCUGACUGGUAAUUAUGUGUUAGAUGUAGCCAAUAUGUAUUUUUUUUUCUCAAUCAGAGAAAAUAUGUGCCAACUACCUUUGUCAAAGACUGGCCAUACUCUAGCACAAGUUUUACUCUCCGCUCGUAACAAAAAAAUUGCAUUGAUUAUUCUAUUGUUUUUGAGAUGUUAGUUUGUUUCCAAUCAGCGUAUAUUCCAGUAUGAUAGAUGAUACACCAUUAUUGUUCCCUGGUCUUUGUUGUUUAUUUAGCACUGACACCACCUGCCACCUGUUCCCUUAUUUUAAUUUCCUAUGAACCUCUGCUCAUAAUAUCUUUGAUAUUGCUUGUCAAUUUGAGUGGUUAAGACUUGAAAUUUAUUUACUGUUAUCUUUAAAAGGUAUUCUGGUAAUUAUAAGUUCUCUUGAUUUUAGUUUGUAUUGACUGAGUUGGUUCAUUUGUUUGCACAUGAUCAAUACUGUUUGUCAGAAGAAGGGCAUUUUAUUUUUCUGGCCUCUCUUCCAAACAAAUGUUAUAGCAAAUUUGUAGAUAACAUACUUCUGUUGGCGAGUAAGAGAGUUUAUGUUUGAAAACCUGUGCAACAGUUGGACUUGCCUUUUAGACUAAAGUUUACCAUUAACAGCCCAAAGAAUGUAAAUUAAAAUUAUUUUAUUUAAUGACAAAAGGCAAGCCCUUUACUUUAAGAGUUGUACAAAAGUUACAUUAAAGAACUUAAUAAUACUAA
Molecule: messenger RNA, 3258 nt
Organism: Frankliniella occidentalis (western flower thrips)
Lineage: Eukaryota; Metazoa; Arthropoda; Insecta; Thysanoptera; Thripidae
Product: ubiquitin-conjugating enzyme E2 Z-like
Exons: 5
Coding region: 123-1193 (356 amino acids)
Biological process (GO): negative regulation of apoptotic process
Cellular component (GO): nucleus
Molecular function (GO): ubiquitin conjugating enzyme activity; cysteine-type endopeptidase inhibitor activity
Source: RefSeq, a predicted model, not a curated record